AUGAAGUUCCUCUCCACUCUUUUCUGCGGUCUGGUCGCCAUUCGGCGUUUCACCCAGGUGCAGUGCAACCCGGUUGUGACCAUGGACGCCGCGGACAACUUGAAGGCACUAGGCUAUCAGAUCUCUCCACUCGAGUUCACUGGCCCUGUCGGUCCCAAUGGUGAAAAUGUGACUCUCGCCGGAACUGUUGAGGAGAUAUUCGAUCAAAUCAUCCAGUUUAACCCUGCCUAUGAAACCCCUGACUUCACGAGCGUCCGCAGUCGUCUUGCGAAUGCCACUUCCGUUGAGGACGGCGGCAAGGACAAGCGUACCCCGAUCGAUCCUGUGUACUGUAACCUUGACGGUUACAAGAAGGCAAAUUAUGGCAGGAUCGAGGAAGGGAUGGCCUACCUUGAAAAAUUCGGCAACGGAGCUGGAGUGUGUAAUGCCGGCGAGGGUCCCAAGAACUGCGUCCGGAUCUCCUGCUCUUGGAAUUCAGGCAUCUUCCUCUGCAACGACAGUCCGCACCGUGUUGAUCGCCUGUGCCGUGAUAUUCUGUAUGGUUAUAUCUGGCCAAUUCAUAACAGGUGCACGAACGAGAACCACGAUUCUUUCAACGGGAAGAGGCUUGACUCCGACCACUGGUAUGUACUUGUUGCCGGGACCAAAUGCUGA
This is a messenger RNA of Monascus purpureus, 654 nucleotides long. The record is from the annotation of a GenBank genome assembly. NCBI's taxonomy places the organism in Eukaryota, Fungi, Ascomycota, Eurotiomycetes, Eurotiales, Aspergillaceae.